Molecule: messenger RNA, 2643 nt
Organism: Paramuricea clavata
Lineage: Eukaryota; Metazoa; Cnidaria; Anthozoa; Malacalcyonacea; Plexauridae
Source: the annotation of a GenBank genome assembly
CGCGUACAAACGGGCAAGGUAACCAGAAGGAAUCGAAUCAGCCAUCACGAUGAAGAGUUGGACAAUUCUAGCCUUGCUGGUCGCAAUCUGUGCUGUGUUCCUUGGUGUUGGACACGCUGAAGAAACUGCAGAUGAUUUCAGAGAAGCAGCUUUGGAAGAUACCUAUAGUGACACUGACGAAAAUGAUGUGCGAUUGUAAGUCUGUGCUUUUUAAUUUCCUUCUUUUGUUCAUAUAUAAAUAACCCAUGCAGUAUAAAUAAAGUUAGUUUGAUUUAGGUAGUAACACAGGACAAAUAAGGGGUGGCUCUUAUACUGAACCUCUAGGGAGAAAGUUUAGAAAUGGUAGAGCUAAGUAUGAGUAAAAAGUUCGUUUAGUUUUGUUGAAAGAAAGUCUUUUAUGAUUAUUUUAACAAUCUAAGUAUAUUAUUUGCAGGGCAGAUUCAUUUGUGAAUCGAGAAAAUGAUGCUGAUGACGAAAAUGAUGAUGAAGAUGAUGACGAAAGUGAUGGUGAAGAUGAUGACGAAAGUGAUGGUGAUGAUGAAACGUAAGUCAAAAUAUUUACGAAAAGCGUUAUCUUGCUCAAUUCUCAGCUAUACUCUACAAGACCAGUUCACAUCACUCAACGAUCUUCCUUUUCCUUCUGACAACCCUUCUCUUAUUGAAAACCUUGUUUUGACUAACUAGCUACAACAUGCACAUACCAUAAUAUCUAUCUGCAAUACUGCAAAUUAAAGUUAGGCGGUAUAACGGUAUUCCAGUUAUAGUUAUUCACGGUAUUUAGUUGAUGGCGGUGUUGGUUUUAUACCGGACCGGUAUACCGUAUAUCAGCGGUAUACUGUAAGAGUUACCGGUAUCAUGGCUAUCAUUAGUUUAUCUUUUUAUUUGAACAACAAGAAAAGUUCACAAACACAAUGUAUGUGUGCAGAAAAUAGGAUCUCAAUAUAUUAAGCUGUUGGCACUUGGCAAUGAAAAUUUAACACCUACCUAGGUUGAAGAAUGGCCAAAGAAUAACCGUCGUUCUAAGACUAAGUUUUCUAAUGCGAAGCCAAUACUUUAGCCAUUUAUAACAAAUUAAACCAAAUGUACGUAUUUGCACAUAGCUACGCAAAAUUAAGGCAAAUAAAUCACACACAGUUGUCUAAAUAAUCGCAGCGUUAGGUCAGGCAAUUCUUAUUCGGUAGCCAGUAUUGAAAUUUCAAUAUCGCAUAACUUAACUGCAAAUUCAUACUUCUUGUAAAUCCUUCUUGAAAAUAGCUAGAUUUAGAAUACACCAGUGAAAUGGUAAAUGCCAUUAAAAUUAAUAUAUGUUCUCACAUUUUAGGGAGAACACCCUAGAGAGUGUAAAAGGGACACCUUCAAAUGACGACGAAAAACCCAAACGUUCACCAUGGUGGCACCACUUUCGUCGCCAUCAUCACCGUCGUCACCACCAUCAUCACCAUCCUCACCAUCAUCAUCGUCGACAUCGCCAUAGACGACAUGGAUGCGGUAAAUAGUCUUGGAGACGAAGGUAUGUGCGAAAUAUUGAUGAUUUAACUUUUUGCAUCUCCGCUAAUGUAUGCACGAGCUGUCUGGGGCUGAUUUUCCGGGCUGAAAUUUCAGCACGGGCCAUAAGGGACAAAAUCCUAUUAAAACACAGCAAGCGAAACUAGUUCGUCAUGUAAUCGACGGGGAAUUUCAACUCGCUGGUUGAAAAAAAAACCAACAUUUAAGUGGCUUUAUGGCCAUAUCAGUUAGCUGCAUACUUAUGGCUGUUCCAUACAGAAUCGUACAUUUAUCAUUCUCAAAAUUAUAAGUGCCAAUUGGCUUAAUAAGUAAUAAUAAUUUUCUCGGGGCGGACGGGAGGGGGGGGUAGUUUCCUUUGCUGCACACCCCUUUUCCCCUACCUAAUAACCACUGUCACACUGCACAACCAACACCUCAAAAUAUUCUUAUUUGAUUCUUUAGAAAAUUAUUUCACAUUAGACAAACUUACUUUGUAUCUUUAUUACUAUUCAAAUGCGAGCAUGUUCCACAUUCUACUCCACCGACACUUUCUAUAUAUAACAUAUACUCAUAAGGGAUGAAAAAUGAAAGAAAUGGGACGAAAAAUGUCGGAAGCCUGCUCACAAUAGAGACGUUCAGAUUUGACUUCCACUACCGUCACCCCUACGACCAUUAACCAAUCAGAUGAGUUUGAUAUAUCCGAUCAACCAAUCAGAUGCGUACUAAGCCAAUGAUAGGUAGUGGAAGAGAAAUCUGAACUUUUCUAAUUUCCUUGCGAGUACUUUUUUCAUGAGAUGGCUUUACGUCAGAAAUUAGGUUGCAAGUUGCGGCAAAAGUUGUUUCGUAUAACCCGGCAUUAAGUUAAUAUGUAUAUUUUCUUCUUCCACAGAAUAUUUAAACGGCGAAAUCGUUAUUACAGCGGAAGAAGCCAAAGAAUUAAUGAAACAUGGUGGUGCACGAAUAAUUGUAUAUCAUCAAUAACGUAAUCUUUUAACUCUCUUAUCACAUUCAAAAUCAGUGUAACUUUGGCACGAGCGUAGCUUAAUCAUAAAUAUUUGUAUGUUUAGCUUUGUAAUGUUAAGUAAGGUUUUAUUUCAUAAAUAAAUUGCACAUUAAUCCGUAUUUUACUAAUAGAGUUUUCUAAAUGUGUUUAGUCCU